Messenger RNA from Cucurbita pepo subsp. pepo (vegetable marrow), 648 nucleotides. The record is from RefSeq and is a predicted model, not a curated record. NCBI's taxonomy places the organism in Eukaryota, Viridiplantae, Streptophyta, Magnoliopsida, Cucurbitales, Cucurbitaceae.
AUGAAUAUUAGAAUUAGGAAUCCUGCUUCCUGCUUGUUGCUGCCGUCGCCUUCACGAGGCCUCCAUUUCUGGGUUUCUUGGGAUUAUGGUCUUUCUCCAUCUCCCAUCCAAGAUCCAUGGAGCCUUCUCUCAUACAAUGGAAGUGUAAUGCUAGCUGCUUUGAUUUCUUUGCUUCUUGUGACCAUCUUCGUCCUUCUCCUCCACAUCUAUGCCAAAUGGUUCCUCUCCCAGGCCCGUCACCAGCGACGCAGCUCUAUUGCUGUCUCUCAAGUGCUCGGCCAGCCUCGCUUGCACCAUUUUCAUUCCAUAUCCUUUGACCACACUCCCCCUGCUCACUCUCCCACCAAAGGCCUGGAUGCCUCUGUGAUCUCCACAAUCCCUCUUUUCAUUUAUGUGUCGGAAAACCAGUGCAAAAUUGGAUUGGAAUGUGUCAUUUGCUUGAGCUUAUUCGAAGAGAAUGAGAUUGGGAGGAGCUUGCCCAAGUGUAAGCAUGUCUUUCACGUCGAGUGCAUCGACAUGUGGCUGAGUUCUCAUUCCAAUUGUCCUAUUUGUAGGGUUCCAGUUGCUCGCCAUGACAACUCAAGGAGUGGAAUUGGUAAUAACUUGGAACUGAGUGAAAAUGAACCGCAGAUUGUUGUCGGUGGGUAG